Drosophila albomicans is the source of this 2295-nucleotide messenger RNA. RefSeq lists its product as uncharacterized. Gene Ontology annotation, cellular component: plasma membrane. Gene Ontology annotation, biological process: protein processing. Bases 321 to 2129 code for a protein of 602 amino acids. The record is from RefSeq and is a predicted model, not a curated record. Gene Ontology annotation, molecular function: metalloendopeptidase activity. The transcript is spliced from 2 exons. Lineage: Eukaryota; Metazoa; Arthropoda; Insecta; Diptera; Drosophilidae.
UUGGGGCACACAGCAUUGGGGCGAGACAUUGUGUUCGGCUUGGGCUCAGUCGAAAAGCACAAGUGAAACGUGCCACAAAAACUUGCGGAAGCAAAUUGUGGCAAUUUCCUGUGUGUGUGCAAUUUACAUGUGUGUGUGUGAGUGUGCGUGUGACCUUUUUGCAAACGCCGCUUGACCUUAGACCCAGUGACCAGUCGAGUGACAGUGACAGUGAAAACGCGUUGUUUACGCCGUCUACCAACUGCAUUCCGUGCUCAGACCUCAAAGAGGCGACACACUAAACACUAAACACUUCAACAAAGAAAAAAACAGGCAACAAAAUGUAUUUCAAAGUGCUGGUAGUGUUAGUUUUAGCAGGCACUGUUAGUGCUGCAUCUGCUGCUACUGCUGCUGGCAGCUUGGACAACAAUCUGCUGCAUUUUAAGGAACAACUCGAACAGUUGCUGGACUUGAGUCGAUCGCCUUGCCAGGACUUUUAUGGCUACGUCUGUGGACGCAGUGCGAAUGGGAAUCAAACGUUGCGUCGCCAGCAGGAACAACAACGUUUCCAGCAGCUGUUGAAAUCAACGAAUCCCGUUCAGAUGCUGGACAUGGAACUGCAGUUGAUUAACUUUUACAAAUCCUGCGAGAAUAAUCGUGGUGCAGAAGCUAUGCGCUCUUCCCCGCUCUACAAAAGCAGCGGCGGAUGGCCAGCUUUGGAGGCAACAACCAACAAUCAGUCGCUGCAUUGGCUGUCGGUGCUUGGCAACUUCCAUGAGAUGGGUGCGCCGUAUUUCUUCGAGACCAAGAUUAGCAUGCAGUCGAACAAGCGAGUGGUCACCUUGCAACCGGACACCACGAGGCGCCACACGAUGCGUAAGUUUGAGCAGCGCGUGGGCGAAUUGUUGCAAGGCUUUGGCGUCGAGCAGAGUCGCGCUCAUGUCACGUCGCUGGAGGUGCUCAGCUUGGAGCGCAGUCGUCGGGAUAUUGUGAAGACGGAACGCAUCGACGAUCAGGUGCAGUUCAGCUAUAUGAAUUUCAAGCGUAGCUCCUUUGGCAACGCCUCGCUGAAUCGCCUCGAUUGGGAUGGAUACUUCAGGAAGCAGCUGGGCGGCAAAACGCUGCAGCCAACGGAUGCGGUGGUGGUGAAGCAGCUGCCUCGACUGGUGGACUAUUUGCUGCUGUUGCAGAACACGAGCAUGCAUCGGCUGCUCAAUUGGCUGUGGAUUGACUAUGUGAUGGAUAUUGCUGCCGCAGACUGCCAACAGCUGGUGGACACCUAUGCGGGCGAUGUCUAUGCUCAUCUGUUGCAACGCGUCAGCGCGAAUCGUGUGCAGACAACACAAAUGUAUGCGGCCAUUGGACGGGCGUAUAAGACGCAGCUGGCGGGCAGCGUGUGGAUCGAUGAGAUCUCCGAGCAGGCCAGUCAACGUUUUCUCGGCCAAUUGAUGCACAUGUCGCUGAACGGCGACGAGCGACUGAAUGCUGCCUAUCACGAGUUGCAGCUUGGACGUCGCAGCUUCUAUCGCAACAUGGAGAAGUUGCGUCGCUUUCAACACAAGCGGCAAUCGACGAGCAGCUCACAGCAAGCAUUGUGGCAAUAUGUGCAAGUCUUCAACACUAUCAACGGACUGCUGCCGCAACUUCAGAAUCUAAGCUCGCCGCUGAACUAUGCGCUGAUUGGCGAGCGUUUCGCCCGCUCGCUGAUUGCCGCCGGCAGCAACAGUCGGACGCCUGGCGCCUGGCGCAGCAUGGACUCGGAGCGACAGUUUGCCGUGUUCCAGAACUGCAGCAAUACGCUCAGCACUGAGCGUCUGCCCAACGCCAAUGAUCUGUUGCUGGGCAUGCUGGCGCAGCGACAAAGUUGGAGCUGCUACAAACAACAGUUGCCACAGACAGCGUCGCGUUUGAAUGCGCAACUUGGCGGUGGCCGAAUGCAAUUGUCACUGGAGCGACUCUACUUCAUUGGCAGCCUGCUGGUGGAGUGCCGCGAGAACAGCGGCAGUGGCAGCAGUCAACAGCAGCAACUGCAGCAGCGGCAGUUGCAGCACGCCAUCUUGCGUAACUCGGUCGAGUUUAGCGAGGCCUUUGGUUGCCGCAAUGGCGAUGCGCUCUACGCGCAGCAGCAACGCUGCAAGCUCACUCCAUAGCACACCGAGGGUGACAAAAACACACACACACACACUUGCACUCAUUUACACUUACACACAUACACAGACAGAAAGACAGACAGACAGCAGCAGGCAGAUUGGACAAAGUUAAAAAGUUGUCAGCAGCUUUAAUGCAUAAUAAAUGGUCGAAAAACUGAGCAAAAGA